This is a messenger RNA of Hypanus sabinus (Atlantic stingray), 7397 nucleotides long. RefSeq names its product transforming growth factor beta receptor-like (gene tgfbr2l). The coding region runs from base 474 to 2198 and encodes 574 amino acids. Gene Ontology annotation, cellular component: plasma membrane; signaling receptor complex. The record is from RefSeq and is a predicted model, not a curated record. Gene Ontology annotation, molecular function: ATP binding; activin receptor activity; transforming growth factor beta receptor activity, type II. Lineage: Eukaryota; Metazoa; Chordata; Chondrichthyes; Myliobatiformes; Dasyatidae. The transcript has 8 exons. Gene Ontology annotation, biological process: protein phosphorylation; cellular response to growth factor stimulus; transforming growth factor beta receptor signaling pathway.
ACUUCCAACUUGACGAUACUAAAUCGUCGAUUUAAAAGAAGCCCGCGUGCAUUUCGUUUGGCAGAUUGAGGGACGUAGACACCCGCUAAGUGUUACUCCCCAAAAAGAACGGGAGUAAAUUUUGUUCCCUGCAUUGUACAGUUUGACUUAAAGAAAAAGCUUGCGCUGAUUUGUCGCUGUUGGGUUUUUUUUUUGGGUGGAAAUUUCGUUUGUUGACGUUUGAAAACCUUCCUUCUGGGCGGCCCCGCAAAGAGCCCAGUAGUUGGAGUUUAAAGGCAAGUUCAGAACAGAUGGCAGCAGAUCCGCCUUAAAGUGAAGUCCCUCCACGGCACCCCAACCCCGGGCAGCAUGAGUCUCUCACGCGUGCCUGCAAUGAUCUUUACACUGAGCUUGCACGAUGGAACUAAAAGGCGCCGGUAGAUCACUGGCGGGUUUUCGGUAGGAGACUCCAUGCUCGGAUUCCUGGAAGAAGAAUGGACUGCUGGAGGAUUUUAACUCCAACAUCUGUCUUGAUUCUGGCUUCCGUUUUGAAUUCCCUUGUCACUGCAAGUUUCUUGGAGACAAACCUGUGUAAGUGGUGUGACUAUACUAACCCAAUCUGCGAGGACAAAGUGUGUUACAGCAAUUGUACGUUGAAUUCCUACUGUGUGACCUCAGAGGAAAUAUGUGUGGCCAUAUGGAGGAAGAACAAUGAAUCCACGAGUGUGCAAACAAUGUGUCACUAUCCGCACUUACCAGUGGAGGACAUAAUAAUCACAACUUACAAUACAACAGUUUGCAUCAUGACCGAGCAGCCUGUUGGGAAAGGGAUAGUGUAUGUGUGUGGUUGUACCAAUGAACAGGAGUGUAAUGAUAAACUCAUUUUUGAAGCUGAACUAAAUGACUAUCCCAUACCACAAAGCAAUGAAGUCAUUCCUGUCGCCAUAUUGAGCCUUCUUCCACCCAUCCUUAUUGCCUUCAUGAUAACAAUGGCAUUCUACCUGUUUCGUACUCGACAACAAAGAAAAGUGACCAAAGAGUGGCCAGAGGUAGAACACCAAAACCGAACUAGGAUUGUCGACGGAAAAUCAGGCGAGUAUGAGGGAAAAUGCUCCGUGGAGACUGAUGACGGUCAUUCUGACAUCAGUGCGACGUGUGCCAACAAUAUCAACCAUAAUACUGAACUGUUGCCUAUUGAACUGGAUAGCAUGGUUGGGAAAGGAAGAUUUGCAGAAGUGUGGAGAGCAAAGCUCAAACAUAGCACUUCAGGACAAUAUGAGACUGUGGCAGUGAAAAUCUUCCCCUGUGAAGAAUACGCAUCGUGGAGGACUGAGAAAAAGAUUUUUUCAGAUGUUGACCUCAAACAUGAGAGUGUGCUGCAGUUUCUUACAGCUGAAGAGAGGGGAAGAGGAAUUGAAAAGCAAUACUGGCUAAUUACAGCCUAUCACAGCAUGGGAAACCUGCAAGACUUCCUGACCAAUCACAUUCUGACUUGGCCAGAGAUGUACGUGAUGACAGGAUCCCUGGUGAAUGGUGUUGCUCAUCUCCAUAGUGAUUAUACUGCCUGUGGAACCCCGAAGAUUCCCAUUUCUCACAGAGACAUAAAGAGCACGAAUGUACUAGUUAGCAACAAGAAGGAAUGCAUACUGUGUGACUUCGGGCUGGCGCUGAGGCUUGACCCAUCUCUAACUGCUGAUGACUUUGCUAAUAGUGGCCAGGUUGGCACAGCCAGGUACAUGGCACCUGAAGUUUUGGAAUCUCGUGUUAACCUGGAAGAUCUUGAGUCAUUUAAGCAGAUGGAUAUGUACUCCAUGGCCUUGGUAUUGUGGGAGAUGGCAUCUCGGUGUGAGGUCAUUGGAGAGGUGAAAAGCUACGAAUCGCCGUUUAGUUCAAAGGUUCGUGAACAUCCAUGUGUUGAAAGUAUGAGAGACAUUGUACUGCGGGACAGAGGCCGUCCUGAAAUCCCCAGCAGCUGGCUGGUGCAUAAAGGCAUGCACUUCCUCUGUGACACUAUUGUUGAGUGUUGGGACCAUGAUCCAGAGGCACGUUUAACAGCCCACUGCGUGGCUGAAAGGAUCAAUAUGAUGGCGCAAAUGAACUUUGAAGAUGUCCUCAAUAACAAUUCCGCCACUGAAGCAAGAAAGGGAGGAAGUUCUGAGCCCUUAAACCUUGGAAGCACUGCUGAACAUAAAAAUACUCAAGUAGUCACAGAUGUAUGAACAAAUUCAAGCAUGAAUUUUGAUCUUUUUGUGCAUGAAAUGACAUGACUGAGAGGAAAUAUUCAAAAAGCAUGUUAAAUGAAGAAAAUCCCCUUAAGAUAAUGUAUUAUUCAUAAUGAUUUAAUCUGAUGAGGUAUGUGAUUCCAAGUUAGUGCACACUUAAUCAUAAUGAAAGUCUGGCUUGUGCACUCAACUGCAGUGUACACUGCUGGCGUGCUUUCUGUUAUAAUAAUUUUAAGUGCAUUCUUCCUGUCCAAGUUGUGGAAACAAAUCUUGACACAAUUUAAUCACCAAAGAUGAUGUACUUUGAAGUCCAGAAUAUUAAUUACAUUAUACAUACAACUCAUUCUCUGUAAGGCAUUAAAUUACGCUCCAAAUAAAUCUAAAUUUAUGCUAAGCAACAAUGAUUAGUUGAAAUGGGGCAAAGUCAUUAUAAAAGGUUCUAUUAGAGGUAAUAAAUAUUUAUUAGAUGUCAUUUCCACAUAUCAAUGUGCUGGUAAAUUGGUUGCACAUUUGUUGGAAGUCAAUCGGUUAUGAUGGAUUCAGAUCUACGAUAUACAAGCAGUAGACUAGCUUAUUGAAUUUAAUUUUUGGAUACGGUAAAGAAAUUAUGAAGAAAUCGUGGUAAAGAAAUUGUCCCGAAACCUCCUGCAGAGCAGAGGGACAGAAGCCCUUUUGCUCUUGAUUUUCAGUACAAGAACGGACAAUGAAACCAAAGCCUCAUGGUCCUUCUGACCUUUUGGGUUUUAGGCAAGAGGUGUCAGGAAAGUGACCACAGGGAUAACUGGCUUGUGGCAAUCUAGCAUUCAUAGUGAUGUACUUUUUGAUCCUUGGAAAAUUGCCGGGGCAAAUUUACUGUCAGUCAACAUGUGCAUCGCAUUGCCAAUCUCAGUUAUAUCGUAUUCACUAAAUGGUAAGAAUUUGCGAAACUGGCUUGGUGAUGAUACUAUAAGAAUGUUGAUAGCAGUGCUCACAAAUGCAUUUUUGUUGCUGAGCUAUGAUCCAAGUAACAGGGGAUAACAAGUUUUUUUUUGGGAAGUAUUGCUUCCUCAGAAUUUUUCUUGUGGUUAUGAAAGACCACUUGAAGCUGAACACGUAUAUAUUUUCAGACUAUUUGUAUAAUGUAGGUAUUUGGAGAAACAAGAAAUUAACCUUUAUUGAAUAUAAUGCAUUUAAUUGAAUAAUGGUACUGAUGCUUUGCAAUGGUUCAGCUAAGUUAAAAAUGCUUUGUUGAUGUUUUUCAUUUGUACUCCAUGUCUGAAGAAUCUCACUUAAGAGUCCAACAAUAAUCAGCCAGUAUUGAUGGAUUCCAGUUGCCCUGAUACCAUCUCUCCAAGACUGCAAUGUCCUAGUGAACCUUUCAACAUGCCUGUCACUGACAGAGAUACAGAGAUAAGUUUUCAGGGAAGAAAUCUAAAUGGGAAUACAGAAAAUGAAUCUUUAGUGACAUGUUGCACUUCAUGGUUUUGUAUCUUUGAAGCAACUGCACAUAGUUAGGUGCUCUGUAGUUAGCAUGAAAGAUUCCAACAGCAUCCUUGAAUGCCUUCCAUGCAGUUUUCUCCGGUGCCACUAGAAGAUCUUCAAGUUGCCUGUCAUUGAAAGCCUGUUUGGUUUGUGAACCAACAGAAGUGCCUUCCUUAAUCUUGGCAUCAGUUAUUCUGGGAAACUUCUGUCUCAAAUAUCAAAAUCCUUCAUGGAAAUUUAUAGCCUUUCUAAAACCUGUCCUGUCAUGCAGUAUCCACUCUGCCUGAGCAUGCUCAGGAAUGACUGGACAAGAUAGAAAACCUUUCAGCUUACGUUGUGGGAAACAUUUCAAUUUACUUGAAUUAUGAAUUGAAAUAACAAAUAGGGGCAAUAUUUUUUUAAAGAAAGAUCCGUGUUAGGGAAAUUUCAUGGCUAUUUUCACAAUCAACAGCUCAAAAUCCAUACAAUACACAUAAAAUUAUUCAGGAAGCAAAGUCUUUGUUGUGCAGUAUAAUUAUCAAAUUCCACAUGAUGUAAGCAGAAUAUUAUACAUGUAUAAAUAAAUUUGUUUGCAGAAUACCUUCCCAAACAUAUUAGCAUAGCACAAAAUUUUCUUCCAAUGAUUAAAGUAUUUGUUUUGAAAUGUUAAAACUCUCUAAAUUUAUAUCAGAUUUAUAUUUGUUUGUUCACGUAUUGAUGGUACAUUCAAAUCCUGAUCAAGUAAUCAGCACCUACAUUUAACAAUAAUGUAAUGCAUUAAUUUAUUUUUCCAUAUUUCACUGUUUAGUGUGUGGUUGCAUAUUGUACAUGUUCUAAUGUCUUCUCUCAAGGGACAGAGUUCUCCCCUCAGAUGAACUUCCCUCGGUCACUUCAUGGCAGUUGAGAUUGGGAACUAUAACAUACACAACUGUAACUGUUCAGAAGCUGGGAGACUAUACAGCUAGUAACACUAUGUCCAGGUAACUCAAAUGAAGAGAAAACACUUAUGAAAACUUCAUUCUCCUCAUGAUCAUUCAGCACACAACUUUAAGGAAAGUAAUACAUUUUGUCAAAGGCAAAAUGCCCUCAGUUGCUGGAAUAGGCAUCUGCACAUGCAUUUAUUUUCUUUUUCAGCUGAUGAAAAUUAGGCACAAUUAAUGGUUUCCUCUAAAUAUGUUCCACAGUAGGACAGUCAAGAACGUGCAUUGAUGGUUUAUGUUAACAUCUAAAUAUUUUGCAAGUUUUUAAAAAUAACUGACAGUUUGAGAUCAUAAGUUUACCAUGGACUCAGAGGAAGAGUUACAAGCCUGAGGGAAACAAAUGGCAAAGCAUUAUCAUUGCUGCUGAACUUGCUGAUGACAGAAAGGGACAGUACAAAAAUAUUGAACCCUCCCUACAGCACAAUAAUGCAAUGUUGUGCCGACCCUUUAACCCAGGGACUCCCAACUUAGAGUCCACGGAUCUCUUGUUUAAUGGUAUUGGUCCACAGUAUAAAAAAGGUUGGGGAAAACAGAUGAAUAACCCUUCCCUCCCACAUUGGCCUCCACUUUCUACCAAAUGUGUACCUAUUUAAGAGCUUCUUUAAAGCAUAUGCCUCUACCACCAUCCCUGGCAGGACAUUCCAUGCACCCACCACUCUUUGUGUAAAGACCUUAUCUCUGUCAACCCCCUAAGCUUUCCUUCAGUCACCUUAAAAUUAAUGCCAGUCACCUGGCAUUAGCACAAAAGAGUUGUGAAAAGGACACAAGGAGGCAAUAGAGGGUACGUGUAGUUUAAGUGAGUACAGAAAGAUUUGCAAAUGGAGUAGAAACUGGAAAAAUAUGAAACUCUGCAUUUCAGCAGAAAAGCAAACACAAAACACAUUAUCGAAAUGCUCAGAAAUGCGGAAGUUCUGAGACGCAAAGAGAACCUGCUGUUCUAGUACAUAAUUUGCAAAAGACGCAAGUAAUAAAGGCUAAAAGAGUGAUAUUGUUUUGUUUAAUUUUGUUUUAUUUAGUGACGCACCGUGGAGUAGGCACAUCCGUCCCUUCAAGCCUCACUGCCUUAGCAAACCCCAAUUAACCCUAUCCUAAUUACAGUGACCAAUUAACUUAUUAACCUUUGGGCCUUUGGAUUGUGGGAGAAACCGGAUCACCCGGGGAAAACCGGGGGAGAAUGUGCAAACUCCUGACAGAGCGGCACUGGGUUUGAAGUCCAAGCUCCGAAACACUCCAAGCUGUAAUAGUGUUGUGCUAAGCGCUAUGUUACCAUGGUUCUUGUUGUCAGGGAAUGUGAGUACAGAAGCAGAAAGGUUAUGUUUCAGUUAUUCAGGCAAAUAAUGAUUCCAGAUUUAGAGUACUGAAUGUGACAUUGGUUCUCUUAUUUCAGGAAGAAGAUUAAACAUUUCAGAGAUUUACUGGACUAACAGAACUGAAGUAGGGCUGUCAGUCCACUCCAAACAUCAGAACAUCAUUUUUACACUAUCAUGCAGUUCACAACCUUUUUCAUGCCAAUGAGCCUUAUCAUGCCAUGAACCCCAGUUUGGGAACCCUUGCACUAAUUCCACCAUUUUAUUUUCUUCCUAUUGAGAAGUGAGUUGAGUGGAGCAUUAUAAUCAUGUGGGGGUUUGAUAAAGUGGAUGUGGAGAGGAUGCUGCCUCUUGUGAGAUAGGAGUCAGAGUUUAAAUACACGGGCUUAUCCAUUUAAGACAGCAAUGAGACUAAACUUAUUUUCUCUCAGAUUUCAAAGUUACAGAAGGGGAAAGCAAGCUAGAUGCACAAUGGAAUAUUUUUAAAACAAAGAUUACAGGCAGGUGCUGAAAAAGUAAUGUGGGAAGAGAGAUACAGAGAUGAAGUUACAAUCAUACCAGCCACCGUCUUAUUAAAUGACAGAGCACACUUGGGUUGCACAUAUCUCCUGUACUUGAUUCUUAAGUCCGUAUGACAGAGAUAGAAAUAAAGGUUUAUGGAUUCAAAGAUCCGAAGUACACGUGCUAUCAAAGUAUGUAUGCGACAUACCACCCCGAAAUGCCUCUUCCCCACAGACAGUCACAACACAGAGAAGGACCAUGGAACCAAACUGUUCAAAGAAAAAUCAUCAAACAUUAACAUGCCUUGUCCCGCCCAUGUGCAAAAAAAUCACACAGACAGCAACAAAAAAAUGAGCAACAUCACAGAAUAUGAAAGCACAAAAUCAAAAGGCAUAUCUCAGUACAGUUCCAAAUUGGAGUCAUAGAGAAGUACAGUACAGUACAGAAAAAGGCCUUUUGGCCCAUUAGUCCAUGCUGAACCAUUUAAACUGCCUACUCCCAUUGACCUGCACCAGAACCAUAGCCCUCCAUAUCCCUACCAUCCAUGUAUCUAUUCAAACCUUUCUUAAACAUUGAAAUCAAGUUUGCAAUCUCUUGCGUUUACAGCUCACUUCAGACUCUCACGACCCUCUGAGUGAAGUUUCCCCUCAUGUUCCUCUUAAACUUCUCACCUUUCACACUUAACCCAUGAUCUCUGGUUGUUGUCCCGCUCAACCUCAGUGGCAAAAGCCUGCUUGCAUUCAGUCUUAUCUAUACCCUUCAUAAUUCUGUAUACCUGUAUCAAAUCUCCUCUCAAUCUUUUACAUCCUAAGGUAUAAUGACCUAGCCUAUUCAAUCUUUCCUAUAACUCAAGUCUUCCAGUCCUGAGACUUUAGGAGAUUUCAUUCCUAAACGGUCAGUUGUCUGAAGUAAAGGAGUUACUGAACUAAAGCAUUUGGCCACUGAUAGGCUGAUGUUAAUUUACCUUC